GGGCCUAUGUCCAGGAUGGGCGGAGGCCCCCUGGCUCCUCCUCCGCGGGCGGAUCCGCGCCGCGCUCGCCGCCACUGCGCCGGGCUUCCGUCCUCCCGCGCGCAGGCGCCGGCGGCACUUCCGGGGUCGCCUCGGCGGGGCGGGUGGGCUCCACGCGCUGGGGGUCCCCACGCCCGGAACCCCGGCCCCAGCCGCGGGAUGCCCGCGCGCGGGGCGGGCCAGCUUUCCCGAAGAAUGGGGCAAAAAAAGCAGCGACUGUUGGAGGCACGACGGCAUCAGAGCCUGACAGACGGAGCCCAGAUGCCUUCCACCAUGGAGCCCUGCUUGGGGCCACCUGCAACCCUGGGACCCCAGCGCAGCAUCUAUUUUUCAAGCCCCAAAAGCCACUCUGCACAACUGGGAUCUGAGUUUUUCGACCAGCCCGCAGUCCCUCUGGCUCGGGCAUUUCUGGGACAGGUCUUGGUUCGGCGACUUGAUGAUGGCACAGAGCUCCGCGGCCGCAUUGUGGAGACGGAGGCAUACUUGGGGCCCGAGGAUGCAGCUGCUCAUUCGAGGGGUGGCCGGCAGACCCCCCGCAACCGUGGCAUGUUCAUGAAGCCAGGAACCCUGUACGUGUACAUCAUCUAUGGCAUGUACUUCUGCAUGAACGUCUCCAGCCGAGGGGAUGGGGCAUGCGUCCUGCUGCGAGCGCUGGAGCCCCUGGGGGGCCUGGAGACCAUGCGGCAGCUUCGCAGCACCCUCCGCAAGGGUGCCGCGGGCCGAGCCCUCAGAGACCGUGAGCUGUGCAGCGGCCCCUCCAAGCUGUGCCAGGCCAUGGCCAUCGACAAGAGCUUCGACCAGCGGGACCUGGCCAAGGACGAGGCUGUGUGGCUGGAGCGCAGCCCCCCGGGCUCCAGGGAGCCGGCUGUGGUGGCAGCAGCCCGAGUGGGCAUUGGCCAAGCAGGAGAGUGGGCCCAGAAGCCCCUGCGCUUCUACGUCCAGGGCAGCCCCUGGGUCAGUGUGGUAGACCGAGCGGCCGAACAGAACUCACAGGCCUGCUCGGACAAGGCUUUUUAAUUGUUCAAAGACCCAAUAAAUGCUUUAUGUCUGGAA
Messenger RNA from Herpailurus yagouaroundi (jaguarundi), 1092 nucleotides. It is a transcript of the gene MPG, whose product is annotated as N-methylpurine DNA glycosylase. Gene Ontology annotation, biological process: base-excision repair. The transcript has 4 exons. Bases 7 to 1056 code for a protein of 349 amino acids. Lineage: Eukaryota; Metazoa; Chordata; Mammalia; Carnivora; Felidae. The record is from RefSeq and is a predicted model, not a curated record. Gene Ontology annotation, molecular function: alkylbase DNA N-glycosylase activity; DNA binding.